CAUGAAGGGAUCCUUUCCUCCCAUCAAAGAACCCACACAGGAGAAAAACCAUAUACAUGCACAGAGUGUGGGAAAAGUUUCAGUUGGAGCCACCACCUUACUUCAUAUCAAAGAACCCACACUGGAGAGAAGCCAUAUAAGUGUCUGGAGUGUGGAAAGAGUUUCAGUCGUAGUGAAAGUCUUACUUCACAUCAAAGAACCCACACAGGAGAGAAGCCAUAUAAGUGUCUGGAGUGUGGAAAGAGUUUCAGUCAUAGUGGAAGUUUUACUUCACAUCAAAGAACCCACACAGGAGAGAAACCAUAUAUAUGCCUACAGUGUGGGAAAAGUUUCAGUUGGAGGCACCACCUUACUUCACAUCAGAGAACCCACACAGGGGAGAAACCUUAUAAGUGUCUGGAGUGUGGAAAGAGUUUCAGUCGUAGUGAAAGUCUUACUUUACAUCAAAGAACCCACACAGGAGAGAAACCAUAUAAGUGUCUGGAGUAACAUCUUACUGCACACCAAAGAACCCACACAGGGAAGGAAACAAAAAUGUAUGAAGUGUGGAAAGAACUUCUGUCAUAGCAAAAGCAUUACUUUGUAUCAGAUGAAGUGGCUGCAUCAUGGCCCUACCUUCAGACUGUGUUCCUGGACAUUAUCCCUUCCCCUAGAAGCUGUUGACAUGGACUCUAACAUAAACAGUAAGCAAGGUUCAUUACUGACUGGCCUGUUUUGCCUCUUUAAUACGAAGAAGGGUAUUCCUGUCUCACAUUAGCUUAUACUAUUUGGGCAGAUGCAAGUCACUAAACCUUGUGGCUAAUGUUACUAGAUUGCAACCUGCCCUGGGACCUGAUGGUAAAGGAAAGGUAUUAUUAUAGGCCCACUAGUCUUUUAGCCUGAGUAGAUGCGGGGACAGAGUUGACUUCUGUGCUUGUUGCAGGGUUUGAUCGUGUUCUCUGUUUCUCUGUUGAGUGGAUCAUCAUUGCAGAUAAGCUGUUGUUUCAAAUUAGGGUGUUUGUCAACAAGGAGAAGCCUCUCCCUGAAGCCCUGAGCAAAGGAGGUGGAAUGUUAAGAUGACAGUUACAAAAGGAACACUACUUAACAUCUUAAUAUUCAAUCGAUUUAAUGCAUUUUACAUUUAAUAUUUUAGUACUGAGUUUUGUAGUUGUUUAUAUGUUUAAUUAUGUUUAGGUAUUUUUGGUAUAAUUUUUAAGUUUAAUAUAUGUUUUUAAAUUGUAUAUUGGAUGUUAUAUGUUGU
Rhineura floridana is the source of this 1240-nucleotide messenger RNA. Its product is annotated as zinc finger protein 391-like. Lineage: Eukaryota; Metazoa; Chordata; Lepidosauria; Squamata; Rhineuridae. The annotation marks the transcript as partial. Gene Ontology annotation, biological process: regulation of transcription by RNA polymerase II. Gene Ontology annotation, molecular function: RNA polymerase II cis-regulatory region sequence-specific DNA binding; DNA-binding transcription factor activity, RNA polymerase II-specific. The record is from RefSeq and is a predicted model, not a curated record. The transcript has a single exon.